Messenger RNA from Penicillium longicatenatum, 891 nucleotides. RefSeq names its product dihydrodipicolinate synthase family protein. The coding region runs from base 1 to 891 and encodes 296 amino acids. Lineage: Eukaryota; Fungi; Ascomycota; Eurotiomycetes; Eurotiales; Aspergillaceae. Gene Ontology annotation, molecular function: N-acetylneuraminate lyase activity. Gene Ontology annotation, biological process: N-acetylneuraminate catabolic process. The transcript has a single exon. The record is from RefSeq and is a predicted model, not a curated record. Gene Ontology annotation, cellular component: cytosol.
AUGGCUGACCUCCACGGAAUCAUGGUGGCCCUGAUCACCCCCUUCACCGAUGACCAGACCAAGAUCGACGAAGCCCGCCUCCAAGCCCACAUUGAGCACCUCAUCAAGGCCGGCGUGCACGGUCUUGUGCCCGGCGGCAGCACUGGCGAGUUCACAGUCAUGACGACCGCCGAGCGCAAGCAGCUUACCGAGCUCUGCGUCAAGUUCGCCGCCGGCCGCGUCCCCGUCGUCACAGGCACAGGCAGCACAUCCUCCGCCGAGGCCAUCGAACUAUCCAAGCACGCCGGCGAAGCCGGUGCCGCCGCCGUCAUGGUCGUGCCCCCCUUCUACGACCCUCUCAACCUUGAGCAGCUGCACGAGCUCUUCCAAGAGAUUCACAACGAGUCCAAGCUGCCCAUUAUGUUCUAUAAUAUCCCCAGUGCUUCAGGCCUGAAGCUCACACCCGCCGAGAUCGCCGGUCUAUCCAAGGUCGGCGUCAAGUAUAUGAAGGAUACAUCUGGUGAUGCGCCUGCGCUUACCGAGCUGCUUGUUGGCUACUCUGAUAAGAUCACUGCUUUCAACGGCUGGGAUAGUCUUACCUUCUUUGGAUUGGCUUCCGGUGCCCCUGGUGGUGUCUGGGGUGCUGCCAACUUCAUUCCUGAGUUGGCUGUUGAGCUUUACGAGGCUGUUUCUGUUCGCGGUGACCUGAAGCGUGGCCGUGAGCUUUGGGCUAAGGCUUGGCCUAUUUGCAAGUUCUUGGAGUCGCACAACUAUGCUUCUGCUGUUAAGACUGGUGUUGAGCUGAUUGGUCAGCCUACUGGUGGUUUGCGGAAGCCGUUUGCGUUGCUUAAGCCUGAGCUGCGGGCUGAGCUUAAGCAGUUGAUUGAGAAUGCUGGUGUUAAGACUAUUUAA